GGUAGAAGAGAGUUAUGGAUAUGGAAGUCACAGGAAAUGAUUCACUUGUGUCUAGGUUUGUCCUGCUGGGUCUCACAGAGACUCCGACCCUACGGCCCAUGCUCUUUGUCAUCUUCCUGCUUGCGUAUGUUGCUACUCUUGGUGGCAACUUCAGCAUCCUGGCUGCUAUCCUUAUUGAACCCAAACUCCACACCCCCAUGUACUUCUUCCUGGGAAACUUGUCUAUGCUGGAUGUUGGAUGCAUCAGUGUCACUGUCCCUGCCAUGUUGAAGCAUUUCCUAUCCCGUGACAGAAGCAUCCCCUAUAGGGCCUGCCUCUCACAGCUUUUCUUCUUCCACCUCCUUGCUGGAGCAGACUGCUUCCUGCUGACUGUCAUGGCCUAUGACCGCUAUCUGGCCAUCUGCCAACCCCUCACCUACAGCACCCGCAUGAGCUGGGGGAUCCAGAAGGCCUCAGUGGCCCUGUCAUGUGUCUUUUCUUUCAGCAAUGCAUUGACCCAAACUGUUGCUUUGUCUACUCUUAAAUUCUGUGGCCCCAACGUGAUCAAUCACUUCUACUGUGACCUCCCCCAGCUCUUCCAGCUCUCCUGCUCCAGCAUCCAACUUAAUGAGCAGCUGCUCUUUGUAGCAGCAGCCUUCAUGGGUGUGGUUCCCUUGGUCCUCAUCACAGUAUCAUAUGCCCAUGUGGUAGCUGCUGUACUGAGAAUCCGCUCUGCUGAGGGCAGAAAGAAGGCCUUCUCCACGUGUAGCUCCCACCUCACUGUGGUGGGCAUCUUCUAUGGAACAGGUGUCUUCAGCUACAUGAGACUAGGGUCAGUGGAGUCCUCAGAUAAGGACAAGGGCAUUGGCAUCCUCAACACUGUCAUCAGCCCUAUGCUGAAUCCACUCAUCUACAGCCUCAGGAAUCCUGAUGUGCAGGGCGCCCUGCGGAGGGUACUCACAGGGUGGUAGUUCCCAAGUGAUACUUCCUUCUUCUGGCCUUAAC
Messenger RNA from Nannospalax galili (Upper Galilee mountains blind mole rat), 984 nucleotides. Its product is annotated as putative olfactory receptor 3A4. Gene Ontology annotation, biological process: G protein-coupled receptor signaling pathway. Bases 15 to 950 code for a protein of 311 amino acids. The record is from RefSeq and is a predicted model, not a curated record. Gene Ontology annotation, cellular component: membrane. The transcript has a single exon. Lineage: Eukaryota; Metazoa; Chordata; Mammalia; Rodentia; Spalacidae. Gene Ontology annotation, molecular function: olfactory receptor activity; G protein-coupled receptor activity.